ACGUUCAGUCGCGCGCCGACCGUUCGCUCGUGUGCACGCGUUCGUUAGACCUUACCGGCUCUGCCAUUGGCUGCUACUGUUUCUUCUUGUGUAGUGAUGCCGUGAUUAAUCUUUACUUUUACUUUCAUUCUCGUAUAUGUCACGUUGGCUUAAUUUGCCGGAAAAAUCAGCAACGUAAAUGAGUGUGGUGGCGCCUUUGUACUUGGGUAUCGGAUUAAAUCAUUCGUGAAUGUAUGUUGAUUUGAAUUAGUCUGGUAGGCGGAAUUCCAGGAUAAACGAUAGCAUUGAUGCUUCGAUUGUGGAUGAAUCGUGACAGUUUGUGAAUCAAUGUGAAUAGUGGCUUUGGAGCAUUACUGCCAGCUAUUAAUUCGAAACCUUUCUGCUGCCAUGAACCCUGGAAUAAUUUGAUCGAAUCAGCAAUUAGGCAAUUUCAUACGACUACGACUCGUUCGUUUGACAUCGAACGUUGUCGGGAUCGAAAUUUCGGAUUGUCACGUAAAAUUGUACCUAAAGGAUAAGUAAUUUCAUUACUGCCAUUGUGGAUUAAUACUCUUUCUACUGGAUUAGUUUCUUUUACGAAUACCUCCGUGAGUGGCGCUAGUGAACUUAUUUGUAAUUCGACCAUCAUGUUAUUAGACGCGCUCUCCCCUUGACGAAUUUUUCAAGUGAGAAAAGUGUAACGAAAAUUAUAUUUUCAAACGUUAAACAAGAAGAUCGACGGAAGCAUAAAAUUCGUCGUUAUCACGGUCACGUAUCCAGAGAAUAUGGUGUGAAUGACAAAGGAUCGAAAAGUGUUCGUGCGCAAAUUACUACCCGAUAGUAGUGCUCUAGUGGUGGCAGCAGUGUGCUUAACGGGCCGCUAAAUCCUCUAAUGGAAAUUGGGCAAACGAAGUCCGGUCUAAAAGUGCUGCCAAUCCUCGAUAUUUAAAUUGAUUUGCGGUAAAUCGGUAACCUGUUCAAUUCGUUAAUAUGAAGCGGAUUUCGUGUCGAUUAAAGGAACGUCGCAAGGAAAAUAUAUUUCUUGACAACAGUGCAACUUCAUCGUAAAUACAAAAAUCUCAAUAUAUACCCCGUGGCAAGAAUGUCUGAAUUUACCUGAAGUUAUCGUUACUCUAUCAGGCACGAAGUGCGCGCUGAAAAGUUCUUUUGACAAAUAAUGCAUCGCGUGGUUGUGUCGCGGUGAGGAUUCCUGCCGAAUAUUCAUCCUCGUCAUCAUGUUGACUGUCACUGUGAUUAUUCUUCUGGGCCUGGAGGGCGCGUGGGCCGACAACUUGGCCCUUUUAUCAGGCACUUUGAAGACUUAUCAGCGGGCUGCUUGCGACGAGGAGACAAUGACGCUGAAGUGUCCGCUUGGUACGACUAUCUCCGUGACUGUCGCCCGUUACGGAAGGGCGGAUGCAGCCAGUGCUGGAAAAUGCGCCACGCCGUAUCCAACCCUCGACGAGAAACAGGCGAAUCGCACUUGCUUUUGGCCAAAUGCAUUGCAGUACUCACUGUUGCAGACGGUGGUGGAGGUCUGCCAGAAGAAGAGGCAGUGCAAGUUCAACACCAGCCCGAAGACCUUCCAGGGUGACCCUUGUCCAGGCCAACCCAAGUACAUCGAGGUCGCCUACAAAUGUCGUCCAUAUGAAUUUCGGAGCAAAAUCGCUUGCGAGAACGAUGUUAUCAAUCUCAAAUGUUAUCCUGGACGUAGAGUGGCUAUAUACAGUGCAUCCUUUGGAAGAACGGAAUACGAGUCCGUCCAGUGUCCACAACCUCAUGGAGUCAUGGAGGAGACCUGCACAGUGAGCUACGCGACGGAGACCGUGAUGAACAUGUGUCAUGGGAAAAGACACUGCUCAGUGGCUGCCAACAGUACAACCUUCGGUGAUCCCUGCAAGCCUGACAGCAGGAUGUAUCUCAAAGUCGUCUACACCUGUGUUCCCAGCGAAGUUCUGCGCGAGCAGUACAAAGGUCCGUUGGAACCCGACGAGCUGGACGUGGUCGACGAGUUUGAGGAGGGAUUCGACAGGACGGACUUCCGGGCCGAAUUCAGUCCGAGUCCCAACCUCGAGGGGCCUCAGCCCCAGCCGCGGGACAACGCCUCCAGGAGUAGUCCCACAGUCAGUUCCUCACCGCCGAAAGCCAGAACGAAUAACGAUGUGGAGACGCGAUACAAGUUAAGUUCGAUCGGUAAGGAAGGUAAAGUGCAGAAACGUUUACGUACGCCGACCGAGGAUACAACAGGGAUGAUGUUGGGCGACACAGGGGGUAAUAAUAAAGCCGAACUAAGCACUCUGCCGCCGACAAACUGUACGACAGUUGUCUACGCCUUCCCAGAGGAGGAUCGUGUCGUUGUCGGAUAUCUCAAUGAGUGGAUCAAUGCCUACUCCUUUAUAUCAAAAAACCAGGAGAAAUUCUAUCUGUACAUCAUCGUGUCCUCGACCGCCGGGAUCCUCCUCUUCUUGGGCGUAGUGAUCGGGCGUCUCCUGGUGAGUCGUCAUCGGGCAAAGAGGGAUGCAAAAUUUCACGCAAAUAACGAGCCAUUGCCAAAUGGUUUUACUGACGACAUAUCGGAAAUCGACGCCGAUAUUGAUCUGACCACUCCAGCACCUGUAUCGAUGCAGGACACCAGGCUACCGGAAACGCAAUUGGCAGAACGACUUCACGGCGAACGUUACUACGGGGAUGCUCGUAUUCCACUGUCGCCAUCCUCUAUUCAUGGCAGCCACCAAACUCAUCCGAGUCAUCCGACCCAUCAGAUCCAUCACAGCCUGAAUCCUGGGGUACGUGUCGACUUGGGCAACCACAUGGUCGGGACGGACAGUCUGCAUACGAUUCUACGCUCCGAGAAUCCCAGGAGCCUCACCAACAAGAGCUACUAUUAUGGCUGACAAGACGAAGGGGUUGUCCCGCGCGAGGGACGACCUCCCUCCCUUAGUCCAGUGCCGGAAGUCAGCACCCGGAAGUACUGUUUCUAAACGGGGCUCAUGCGUCUCACUUGAGAGAAUUGUUCGGUCACUGUAAAUAGAGGAUGGUUCAUGGCGCCGCUCCCCAUGUCAAACGCAUUAAUUCCUCUUAAUUGUUCCAUUAGCUGUCACUCUCUUCCCCUCCUUUCUCAACUUCCACGUGUUACCUCGCCAUUGAUUAUUUACCCUUAUCCUGCAUAUAGCUUUGGAGCCCCUUUUUUACUCGUCUCCUUGAGCUUAUGAGGACUCAUAAGAUUUUCAGAGCUUCUGUCGGAUUCCCUUCAAUUUAUAAUACGCGUAUACUCUCUUCCUGUUUAAGAUAUGAGGGAAGGUGGUGAUAAGGGAUCACGGACUUCAGGAGUCUGAGAUUUAAAGAGGAGACGCUGUGAUCCAUUCGUUUCGCCGAAGUGAAUGUUGCGCUGGCUGAAGGGUCAAUUUGUUUUUAAUUAAAUUAUUAAAUUACAAUGAAAAAUUGCGAGACUCUUUCUUAUAUAGCGAAAUCUAUGUACAUAGGGAUAUGCGAAUUAAAUGUGGAUAAUGUGUGGAAGAGUGUGGCAGUGCGUGAGAGAUUAAAGAACGCAGCUGAGACUUGACAUUGUGCCAUUAAUUAAUGUUAUACGAGUAUACCAACUCGCGAGGCGGGUAAAUGUUGGGAAAUCCGCAAUUUUAUAUUUUUCUUCUGUUGUAUCUUUUAAAAAUCUUUUUUCACUACUGCUUCUUACCUCGUUCCUUCGAUUUUUUUUUUAUUUUCGGCUUGACGUUGGUAUCGCGACCUAAGUCGGACAUUUUGAAACGUCCAAUACUCUGUCGAAGGACGAACCGUUAAUUUUUAACAAAAUUCUCGGACUUUACCGUCGGCCGCCAAUUUGCCAGGAACGCGACACAAGUAAUUUAACCGCGAGCAAUUAAAACGCUCGUCCACCUCAACGCAGACCAUAACACUGGCUACAAGUAGAAAUACUGAGAAUACGCAAACUGGUUCUGGCAUUUGUUUCAUAUGGAUAUAAAUAAUAAAGAAAAGGGAAAAACCGAAAAAAAAAACAAAUUAGCAGCAAAUCGACUGAUAAACUUUUCGCAAAUAUUAAAUUCGAUUCUAAUGAAAAUCAAUAAGAGACAUUGCGAAGCGACCAGCCGAAUCAUCUUCGCUGAAGUUCACACCAAAACUUCUUUUUUAUUAGAUUCUCAAGAAAAUAUUCGUUACACUGCCGCGUUUUAAUUGGUCUUGUUAAUUAAGGCUCUUGUCGCGAGUGCAACUGAAUUGCCAAGUGUAGGCCGCAGAGUUUCCUGACGCAAUAGUGAAAGAUCCCAGUGGCAAGAAUGUAAUUUUUAUUUUUUUAUCGUUCAUUCGCCUUGUCUCACAUUUCUCUUGAGUCUUACUUUAUUUUUCUCAACGUCUUCCGUUUUGUAUUUUUAUUUCUUAUAUACUAUUUCUUAUAUCGUAUUCGCUAGCUUCGCCUCUUGCUUCUUGUCAACCAGCGGUGAUAACGAUGUAGCCUGACUAGCUUCUCGGUCUUAACUCGUCCAUCAAGAAAAGUCGAGGAGAGCGAAUGGGCUAAUACUGUACCAAAGAUAAUUAAGAUCAAAUUAAUGAAAUGAUAUUUCUAUUCUUGUUGAAGUAUUUUCAGCGGAGUGCCUGAUAUUCUUAGAAAGGGGGAGUGGAUGGUCACGGUACCAGCGUCUCCAUAAUGUAUCUUCAUCAGCAGCACCUAGAUUGCCUCAUCCAAAAUACUAUAAAAUUAUGAAAAAAAGAAGUAUUGAUGCAAAAACAAUAAAUUAAUUUAAAGACAAUGGAGAAAUAGUUGCUGGUAACGUGACCGGUCGCCUCGAUCUUAAAUCGAAUAAUCUUUUGUAUGUAAAAAAAUGAAAAUUAUAGAUCAAUCAAGGGAGGAGUGUAUCGUGUCAAUAGGUUUCUAUGCGAGUACUUAACUGUUGUAAAUAAUAUUGUAUAAAUAUUUAAUUAUAUAAUUUCGGCCCACAUUGAUCGACUAGAAAUAAGCGUCGUCUUUCACGAUGAUGCACUUUCGCGGACACCCUUACCCGGAGUGUUAAGUCGAUUUAGGAUAAUUAAUUGUAAAAUACUAAUUGCGAAAUACGCACCAAUGGAUACGUCGGCGCAACGGCCCUCCCUCCACACCCCUCUGUCCAAUCCCUUUUCGUCAUAGUUUUCCUGUAAACGUCCCGUUGGCAUAUAUUCGUAUAACGUGUAUGGACGGCUAGGAUUUGUGGAUGAAAGAAAAAAAAAUAUUAUAAUCGAAUUUUCGACUGAUUCGCAAUAACUCGAUAAUAGCGAAGCUCAUUAAUUGUAUUUGCCACGUCAGCUCCAUUGGGUGCACCGCCGUAGGCCAUUUCGUGCCGCUGAAUCAAAGUGCGGAAAACACCGUAUUCCUGUAAUAUGGGGGUUAGCGCUCUAGGCAACCGCCAUAGUUAAUAAAUCAUUAAAGAUAUAUCGAACGAGGGUAUAAUUAAUUAAUAAAGACAUUUCCACGGAUUCCGCGUCAGUUAAGGAUUUCAAUUGUGCGAAUUCGAGCUGCCAGCACGCGUCCACACGUGUAAUUAUAUAUUAGCCAUUAAAGUUUAAAUCCCUUUAAGUUCGCUUAAUAUUAAAAUCUGCGAUCGUGACGAGUUGCAAAGCGAAAUUGCACGAGAAGAAUCUCAAUGAAUUAAGUAAAUAAAAGAAUUAAGGAUAAAACAGGAGAAAUAAGAGAAGGAAGAAAAAGGAGCAUCGAUUAUUCAUUCGGCUGCUAAAUGAAAUGUGAAAUACCUAUUGUACAUCUUGAUACAUAAAGGGAAAAUAUCGACAAGAAACAGUAGCAUUUAAGAAGCGACGUUUCCCGCAAUCCCAAUAUUAACGAAGAAACUAAUGGAACAUAAGCUGCACGAGAUGUACCGUUCAAUACUCAUAUCUCAUAAUACAUGUUUAUAUAACUAGGAAUAAUCGAUUCGACCCAAUGCGAGUUAAGUAAUUAUCGUAUUGUAAGUCUCUGUUGUUAUAUCAUCAAAAUAAAUAUGAUCUAUUGUCAUAAAAA
Cephus cinctus (wheat stem sawfly) is the source of this 5974-nucleotide messenger RNA. Its product is annotated as protein eva-1 homolog C. The transcript has 9 exons. Gene Ontology annotation, molecular function: carbohydrate binding. The record is from RefSeq and is a predicted model, not a curated record. NCBI's taxonomy places the organism in Eukaryota, Metazoa, Arthropoda, Insecta, Hymenoptera, Cephidae. Bases 1215 to 2873 code for a protein of 552 amino acids.